This is a messenger RNA of Cyanistes caeruleus (blue tit), 2035 nucleotides long. RefSeq names its product protein phosphatase 2 regulatory subunit B''beta (gene PPP2R3B). Gene Ontology annotation, cellular component: protein phosphatase type 2A complex. Gene Ontology annotation, biological process: protein dephosphorylation. Gene Ontology annotation, molecular function: calcium ion binding; protein phosphatase regulator activity. The record is from RefSeq and is a predicted model, not a curated record. NCBI's taxonomy places the organism in Eukaryota, Metazoa, Chordata, Aves, Passeriformes, Paridae.
AUUCCUCUAGGGCUUGCCUUUUUUAAAAUUGGAAGCUGCUUUUAUAGAUGCUCCUCCAAACACGGUUUUCAUUUUCCGUACUGUCCCAUUUAGACUUUGGAAUGCCUGGAUGAAAGGACAGGCCCCCAAGUGACUUCCCAAUCUGUUUUUGCAAUUCCAGCCAAGUUCCCUUUAAUGUAUGGAGCGAGCGAAGUUGAGCUGACUCUUAUAAUAUCACAGAACUCGGGUGCAGCUGCUGCUUUAAACAGCACUGUGUGAUAAUACAACAACUCUGCUAUUUACUGGGACUCAAGUGCCUGGACUGGCACACAGAGACAUUAUAUGAAAUCCGAAAGCAUGAGGAUAAAGGAGAUUUCUUUGCGACAAGACCCUGAUCUAAGAAAGGAGUUGGCAUUGCUAGCUCGAGGAUGUGAUUUUGUUUUACCUUCUAGAUUCAAGAAGAGACUGAGAGCUUUUCAGCAGGUUCAGGUUCAAGCAAAGAAAGAAGAAACUUUGCCACCAUCACAUAGUCAAAACAUUCCAACUUUUUAUUUUCCUCGAGGAUGUCCUAAGGAAAAAGUGAAUAUAGAUGCUGUGAUUGCCAAAAUUGAGAAAACUUUUUCUGAAUUUCCAAAUGAGAGGGCAACAUUGGAAGACAUGGGUAAGGUUGCAAAGGCUUGUGAAUGCCCACUUUACUGGAAAGGUCCUUUGUUUUAUUGUGCUGGAGGUGAACGAACAGGAUACGUGUCAGUUCAUAAAUUUGUUGCAAUGUGGCGGAAAGUACUACAGACCUGCUAUGAUGAUGCUGCGAAGUUUGUUCACCUUCUGAUGAACCCUGGAUGUAACUACUUGGUGCAAGAAGACUUCAUUCCUUUUUUACAAGAUGUGGUGAACAGUCAUCCAGGCCUUUCAUUUUUAAAAGAAGCAUCUGAAUUCCAUUCUCGGUAUAUUACAACAGUCAUACAGAGAAUAUUUUAUACAGUAAAUAGGUCCUGGUCUGGGAAAAUAACUUGUAAUGAGCUCAGGAAAAGCAACUUUUUGCAGAAUGUGGCAUUAUUGGAAGAAGAAGCUGAUAUUAACCAGCUGACAGAGUACUUCUCAUAUGAACAUUUUUAUGUUAUCUAUUGCAAAUUUUGGGAGCUGGAUACAGACCAUGACCUCUAUAUUGAUCGGAAGGAUUUAGCUCGACAUAAUGAUUAUGCAAUUUCAACUAGGAUGAUAGAGCGCAUCUUCUCAGGAGCAGUAACAAGAGGAAGAAAAGCACAAAAAGAUGGGAAGAUUAGCUAUGCUGAUUUCGUCUGGUUUUUGAUAUCUGAAGAGGACAAGAAAACACCAACUAGUAUUGAAUACUGGUUCCGCUGCAUGGAUCUUGAUGGGGAUGGUGCUUUGUCUAUGUAUGAAUUGGAAUAUUUUUAUGAAGAACAGUGCCAAAAAUUAGAUAACAUGGCCAUAGAACCUUUGCCAUUUGAAGACUGUCUGUGCCAGAUGCUGGAUCUUGUAAAGCCACAACAUGAAGGAAAAAUUACUCUGCAUGAUUUAAAGCGAUGUAAGUUGACAAAUGUGUUCUUUGAUACUUUUUUCAACAUUGAAAAAUACCUUGACCAUGAACAGAAGGAUCAGUUUUCUAUGUUGCGGGAUGGUGAAGGUGAAAGUCAAGAGGUCUCUGACUGGGAGAAAUAUGCUGCUGAAGAAUAUGAUAUCUUGGUAGCAGAAGAGGCAGCAAGUGACCAGUGGAAUGACGGGUAUGAAGCAGAACUGAAUCCUGUAGACCAUCAGAAGGCCAGUGUUCUAAAGUACCAAAUGGAGAAAAGACCAUUUUUUGAAAUGCCUUCCCAUCUGGCUGAUGUAGACUUGGAUGAAUAUGACUAUGAUGAGGAUUUUGAGUAGAGGUUAUUUAUGGUUAGCACUUGCAGAAGAGAAGGGACAGUCUGCAGCAGGUCUGCUACACACUGAUACAUUUCAGUGAGGUUUGUUUCCAGGAAGUCAGCUUAGUUUUGUGCUAAAAAUACCUAAUCAUUACACUACCUUUUAAGUAAAGAAGUGCAUUUAUAUGGAA